Macrosiphum euphorbiae (potato aphid) is the source of this 594-nucleotide messenger RNA. NCBI's taxonomy places the organism in Eukaryota, Metazoa, Arthropoda, Insecta, Hemiptera, Aphididae. The record is from the annotation of a GenBank genome assembly.
AUGCUCAAUGUUCUUGGUGAAAUGGUUCAGGAAAAUAUUUUAUUCAAAAUUAAAAAAUCUGGAGUAUUUUCAUUCAUCAUAGAUACUACAACAGAUGUUUCUAAUAUAGAACAACUUUCAAUAGUAAUUAGGUUUAUAAAUGAAAAUGAAGAAGUAGAAGAAAGAUUAGUUGCUUUAGAAAAUGUAUCAGACGCAAGAGGUAUUGGUAUGUUUAACGUUUUGUGUAAUAUUUGUGAAAAAUAUGAUAUUGAUUGGGAAAAUCAACUGUGUGCACAAUCAUAUGAUGGGGCAUCUUCCAUGCAAGGCCAAUACUCUGGUGUUCGUGCAUACAUUCAAGAAAAAAAUCCUAGGGCAAUAUAUGUCUGGUGUUUUUCUCAUAUUUUAAAUCUUGUUGUGGUGGACACUUGUGAUACAAGUAAGACUAUGAGAAAUUUUUUCGGAGAUUGGCAAUCAUUAAUUGCUUUUUUAAGAGCAAGAAAACGUACUGCAAUAUUUUUAAACCAACAAAAAAUAUGUUAUCCAGAAAAUAGAGUUUGUAGAAUGAAAAAAACCAACAAAAAAUAUGUUAUCCAGAAAAUAGAGUUUGUAGAAUGA